Molecule: messenger RNA, 1529 nt
Organism: Trichogramma pretiosum
Lineage: Eukaryota; Metazoa; Arthropoda; Insecta; Hymenoptera; Trichogrammatidae
Product: carboxypeptidase B-like
Exons: 8
Coding region: 1-1335 (444 amino acids)
Biological process (GO): proteolysis
Molecular function (GO): metallocarboxypeptidase activity; zinc ion binding
Source: RefSeq, a predicted model, not a curated record
AUGAAGUACUCAAUAUUUUCACUUUUUUUGCUAUAUGAAUUUUUAGUAAGUGAAAGCCAUGAAGAUAAAAUACAAUCAAUUUAUGGCAUGCAGAGUUUUGCUAUCAACUGCAACGUUGAUGAGUCUCGUUAUGAGUACUUGAAUGAUCUGGCGAACGACCCAAGUUUUGAUUUUAUAAAAACACCAUCGCUUUCUACAUGCCAAAGUAAUGUAACAAUGGAUGUUUUGGUACCUGCACAAGUAGUCAAAAUGUUUAAAAAGGAGUUGAUAAAACGAAACAUUUCAUUUGACGUCUAUUCUGAGGAUAUAAGUAAUGAAAUUCACGAAAGAAAAAGGCGGGAUAUUGAUGUCAGUAGAAGAAUUCAGCGUCUACCUUCAGCAUUUUUCGAAAAUUAUCGUAGUUAUCAAGAGAUGAAAGAAUAUUGCAAAGUAACAAUUCCAAACCUUAAUCCAGCGGCCAAGUACGUGAAAAUCGGUACGAGUCUCGAACGUCGAACCAUUUUCGGAGUAAAAUUUACCACCGACGAGAAUGCCAGGCGGCCUAUGAUAUUGCUCGAUGCAGGGAUUCACGCUCGAGAAUGGAUAUCCCACAUGACUGCUCUGUACAUAAUUUCUCAAUUAGCAAAAUUAGAAAAUCGACACAUUUACGACGAAAUUGAUAUUGUUAUUAUACCAAAUUUAAAUCCCGAUGGCUAUGAGUACAGUCGACAAAAACCCGAGAAUCGACUGUGGAGAAAAAAUCGUUCAUCGGCGAUUAAAAAAUGUAGAGGCGUGGACCUUAAUCGUAAUUUUGAUACCCAUUGGACCAGUGGGAUAGGAUCUUCUGACGAUCCAUGCGCGCAGACCUACAAAGGUAAGAAGGCUUUCUCCGAGCCGGAGUCUCGUGCAUUGAGAGACUUCAUGAAGGAAAAUAAGGAUAGGAUUAAAAUUUACGUUACCCUUCACUCUUACGGAAACUACUUUAUGUAUCCGUGGCUGUACAUGUUCGGGGCUCACUGGAAUUAUAAAUUAAUGGACUGUAUUGCACACGAGGCUCACGAUGCACUUCAUAAAGUUCGGGGCACCACCUACAAAAUUGGACCGUCUGGUAAAACUUUACAUGUAGUAUCAGCUGCAAGUGCCGAUUAUGCGGCUGAAAAAAUGGGAAUCGAUAUAGCAUACGUUUUAGAAUUACCAGCUGGUCCACCAGAACAUAAAUUUCAUCCUAAAACAUCAGAAAUUCGUUUGGUUGGCAGAGAAACUUUUGCGGCUUUUAAAACUUUGACUCCCUAUGCUCUUAAAAAAGGGCCUUGCGUAGAUGGUACAUCGAAACAUUUCCAAAAGUCUUCUAAAUAAAAACAUAAUCAUUAAUUCAUUGAUUUAGUACAGUGCACUGUAUUCAUUUUGUUAAGUAAUAUGUUAUUUUUAAAUAAAUUUGAAGUUCUAUCAGCAGACGUGAGAUUUUGAUCUAUCGAUAUGAUAAGACUUAAUAUCUCAAGUACGUCUACCCUUAGUAAAUAUAAUCUCAAAUUUAUGAAAAAUUUAUUUGU